Molecule: messenger RNA, 2208 nt
Organism: Auanema sp. JU1783
Lineage: Eukaryota; Metazoa; Nematoda; Chromadorea; Rhabditida; Rhabditidae
Source: the annotation of a GenBank genome assembly
AUGACGGCCAUAUUCGGGUGGGCCGUUCUGCUCACCCUCUUACCGUUUUUGGCAACGGCCGAUGAGCAGUUCCCAGAUGACCACACUGAUGUUCUGUUCACUAACAAAGUGAAAUUCGAAAGUCAUUUGAAAUCUUAUGAUCUCCCUACUCAUUUCAUAGCUGCUAAUGAGACAAAUCUUGUUCCUCUCAGUGCCAGAAAUUCUCGUCGGAAAAGAUGUUCAUGUGGCUGUUCCGGUUGUGACAUAUUCCCUUCAAGAACCUGCUGCUCUAGCUCUUGUUGCUCUUCCGAACCAUUGCCCCUGGCAUGUUGCCCUCCUCCACCACCACCCAAACCAUGUUGUCAGCCAGCGUUUGGUCCUUGUUGUCCAGCCACUCCUCAAUGCUGUCCCCGACCAUGUUGCCGUGGUCGCCGACCAGAAUACGAAGAGUACGAAACUGAAGACGAGUUACAUCCUCCUGUAGGGGAUACGCCACCAGCUCCUUCAAGUGCUCCAAGAUCGUGUUGUCCAGCAGCAGUACCUCCAUCACCUCCUCCACCACCACCUCCACCUCCUCCACCUCCAGAGCCUCCAGUUCAGUGCUGCGGAGGACAGCGAGAAUCUCGUACAGGAUGCCAGUCGAACUGUCCGGGUGGAGAUUGUGGAUGUGGACGGCCAUGUUGUUACUAUAAGAAUCCAGCGUGUUGCGAUCAAGUUACAGGAGUUCAGAAGCCAUGUUGUCCACCAGAUCCACCUCCACUCCCUCCUCUCCCAUGUUGUCCACAGAUAACUUUACCGCAAAUCGGUUGCUUAGCUACUGUUCCUCCUUGCUUGAGAUCGUGCCCAACUUGCCCAUGCCGCAAACGUAUAAUGUUGGGAGCUAGAUCCAAAAGAGAUGCUGGGCUUCAUUGCCAACCACAUAUCACAAAAAUAUAUAAAAAAGUUGUUGUGAAGGGCGCGAGAACCGCAACCGUUGCUCCAACUCCAAUUGCGCCCAGACACACUCAGCAAGACUCUUUCGAUCUGCCUAGAGCUGGAAGAUUGUACGCAGAGCAGCGAGCUCACCGUGUUAAGCGUGAUGGGUGUGGAGUAUGCCUCAAUGGUAAACGAAUUCUGAAAAGAGCCAAAAGAUCUUUGAAUUGUAUCAGAUGUGCAUAUUUGCAACCACAAUACUCGGAGAACAAUCCACUGCAACCAAAUCGGAACCCUACUUCUCCAGUUGGCAUUCCAUUGAAAAGAGAGAAACGAGGAGCCUGUCUUCCCCAUCCACAAUGCACUUUACACGUCCAUCGUUACAAAAGAAACUUGUUGGGAUCUCAGUAUUGUGAGCCUUGUCAGGGACAUUAUGGUCGUAAGAAGAGAGAAGCCGAAAUCGACCGUUGCCACACCGAAAGAAGAAAACGCGAGGCGACUUGUCAAGUGGAUGAGUUCAUGGUUUCACGAAUGAAGCGCCAAGCUUAUAACCCACAAGGAUUACUCGAUAUUGUUAAAGUUUUAUCUAAAACAGUAGCUUCUGAAGGAGCCGGUGGUUGCAUGAAGUUCCCAGCUUGUGUUCUGGCUCAGAAACGCCGCAGAAAGCGCCAUGUAGAUCGAGUCGAACAGUAUCAUAAGGCUGUCGCUGAGUAUAAACAAGCUAUGGAAGAACACAAGAUCAAGCUGGAAGAACAUGCCCGUGUCAAAAGACAAUUUUUCGCCCCAGAUGCAGCAGGGGGUUGUGUACCUUGUCCAGCUUGGGUUACCAUGGCUCUAGCCAGUAGAAAGAAGAGAGACGACGGAGAGGAGAAACACAUCUCAUUGAAAGAUGCCAUAGCUGACAUUCGUCGACGUAAGGGUUAUGAUAGCGGCUUUGGGGGACAUGAUGAUUCUCCUAGAAGACGACAACGAUGUGAUCAGACAGAGGAUUGUUUGAAUGAAGUCGAAUAUGCUAUUUUCCAGAAAGUGUACCAUAAGAGGACUAAGAGAGAUGCUGUGUUCCGUAGGAAGAAGUGUGAGCGAUGUGGAUCAGGAUUCAAUGGACGACGUACAAAGAGAGCGUUCGGAGGACCUCUGAUCAAUGCUUCGGAGCAAAACUGCAUGGCAUUCCCUCAAUGCCGACACCGAGUCAAGCGAAAUCUAUUUGAAGAUUGCAAUGUGUGUACCGCACAACUAGACGGACUUAGGCGUAGAAAGAAAAGAAACUUCUUUGGAGGGCCAGUAGAAUGCUAUCCCUGUCCAGGAACCGGCAAAUAA